Messenger RNA from Staurois parvus, 387 nucleotides. Lineage: Eukaryota; Metazoa; Chordata; Amphibia; Anura; Ranidae. The record is from the annotation of a GenBank genome assembly.
GUGCGCUGCGUCCCUCGGACACAGCGGAUCACUGAUCACGGAAAGAGCUGAAGAUGUCGGCUCGGUCAUGUGAUCAGCUGUGUCCAAUCACAGCUGAUCACAUGGUACAUGUACACUGAUCAUCAGGGCACUGAUGAUCAGUGUGCCCUGAUGAUCAGUGUAGCCCCAGCAGUGCCACCUGUCAGUGUCCAUCAGUGCCUUAUGUCAGUGCCUCGUGCCAGUGCCACAUAUCAGUGCCUUGCAGUGCACAUCAAUGCCACAUAUCAGUGCCCAUCUGAGCUGCCUUUCAGUGUCACCCAUCAGUGCCAGUCAGUGCUGCCUGUCAGUGCCAUGUAUCAGUGCUGCCUUUCAGUGCCCAUCAGUGAUGCCUGUCAAUGCCCAUCAGUG